AUGUCUGCUGGCAAGCUGGCCGCUCAGGUAGGACAUGCUGUGCACGACGCAGUGAUGGGGUGCCCCAAAGCGAAGCUGGAGUCCUGGGAAGACGACGGAUCGAUGAUUGUGGUCCUUCAAGCUGAUUCUGAAGCGGAGCUGAAAGAGUUGCAGUCAGCAGCAACGCGCUUGAAGCUUCAAAGCUUUGAUGUCCAAGACGAAGGUCUCACAGAGGUGGAGGAUGAGACUUUCACGGUGCUGGCCAUUGGUCCCGAUGCCUCCAAUCGCGUGGAUAUGGUGACAGGUACCCUGAAGCUCUACGCCGACGCCGCGGCUGCGGCGAGGACCGAAGCCGCGGAGCUGCGGGAACGGCUCGCGGCAGCGGAGGCGGAGCUGGCAACGCUGCGAGCCAAGGCAGAUUUGUGA
Cladocopium goreaui is the source of this 405-nucleotide messenger RNA. NCBI's taxonomy places the organism in Eukaryota, Dinophyceae, Suessiales, Symbiodiniaceae. The record is from the annotation of a GenBank genome assembly.